AUGGUGAACAGCUGGAAUAUUGCUGAAAAGGAUGCCUUUUUACGUUUUGCACCAAAAUAUUUUGAUUAUAUCAAGGAAACAAUCGAUACGCCUAGUAUUCUUGCCAAGAUCUUUGGUUUUUAUACUGUCCAGAUGCGAACAAUGGAUGACAAGAAACAAGUCUUGAAUAUAGAUGUAAUUGUGAUGGAACAACUUUUUUAUGGACAAUCUAUUUCCAAGAUAUUUGAUUUCAAAGGAAUUCCUGAUCGACAAGUGGAUGAAGAAAGAAGAAGUCAACCGGAUGUUACUUUAUGGGAUGGUGAUUGGCGAGAAGGAUAUCGUAUGGGGUAUGUGACUCAUGAACAAUCAAGAGAAUGGGUUCAAACAGCUAUUGAACGUGAUACUCAGUUUCUUUCCAAUGGUAACAUCAUGGAUUAUUCUCUUUUGGUUGGUGUGGAUAAAAUAAAGAAAGAGUUGACCGUUGGUAUUGUCGAUUUUAUCGGUGCUUAUACUUGGUACAAGAAAAUCGAAUCAAAAAGCAAAUCUACCAUUCAUCGAAAUCGUGAAGUCACAGUCCUACCUCCUGAUCAAUAUCGUUUACGAUUCUGUAGAGAAGUUUUUGAUUACUUUAUUCCAGUAGCCGGUAAUCUAUGA
Messenger RNA from Halteromyces radiatus, 633 nucleotides. RefSeq lists its product as uncharacterized. Gene Ontology annotation, molecular function: 1-phosphatidylinositol-3-phosphate 5-kinase activity. The record is from RefSeq and is a predicted model, not a curated record. Lineage: Eukaryota; Fungi; Mucoromycota; Mucoromycetes; Mucorales; Cunninghamellaceae. Gene Ontology annotation, biological process: phosphatidylinositol phosphate biosynthetic process. Bases 1 to 633 code for a protein of 210 amino acids. Gene Ontology annotation, cellular component: endosome membrane; fungal-type vacuole membrane. The transcript has 5 exons.